AUGUUUGGCAAUAUAAAAAUAGUGCUGCUGCUGCUCUUAAGUCAGGCAUUGACCCAGGAAGCCGAACACCACCAUUUGGCUUUCCUGGCCAAUCUCAUCGAAAGUAUCCACAAAGAAGAACCGAUUCAGACUCUACUCAUGCUGCAGCACCAUCAGGACAAGGACUGCUCGAUUCAAGACUUGCAUCCCGAGGGUAUACCCAUCCUACGAGCCAACGAAUUCGCCAAAUUUAAUGUGAUGAAGAACUACAACCAAAUGGAGGCACUAGGAUUGGUCUGCCUGGGGAUACACUCCAACGUAAUGGUGCUCUUGAAUGCCCUGGCCAUGGCAUUCAGCCAUAUGCGACAUGUGCGAAUCAUUCUGUGGAUGCAAGGGAACCCAACCGAGGACUUCCUCAAGCAAAUCUCCGACCAAACCGAAGAGCAUAACUUUCUUCAAAUGCUCGUUCUGGGUUAUCACAUAAGUGGAGAAGUUACCAUCCAUCGAUUAAAUGCAUUUCCCAGUGCUCGCUUCGAGAAAAUUGAGCAUAUUUCGAGCAUUAAAGCACCAAUUUUCCAUCAGAGAGAGCUCAAUUUCCAGGGAAAGAAGGUCAUUGUGUUGCCCAAGCGAGCUCUGCCCGUAAAUAUUACCACCAAGUAUGCGCCGACUGGUUCUUUCCCCAUCACCCGGAUCGAGGACAGGCAGAUCAUUGAGUUUGCUUUGAGAUACAAUUUGACAUUGGUACUAACGGAGAAACAGGACUUCGAUGUGACUGAUCCGUAUUCCGAUAUUCAGUUCAAUCCACGCCCAGUCUUGAGUAACGAUCUUGUCGGCCAAAUUGAAUGUGUUAAUACUUUCUCUCUGUCCUCGCUGAUGGUUGUCGUUCCCUGCGGCAGGGUGACCAGCAUUACAGAUGUUUUCCAUAAGCUGGACUUGAGGACUUGGUUCUUGUACAUCCUCUCCGUCUAUGCCACGUUCGUGGUGGCGGAGACCGUCAUUUUGGUUGCAACCCAUCGAAUCUCAGGCCGUUCCUAUCGUCUAACCAACCUGAAUCCCUGUGUGAAUAUGCGCGCCUUCAGGGCCAUCCUGGGACUCCCCUUUCCCAUUGGCCCCAAACUGACCGUAUCGCUCCGUAUGCUUUUCCUGGCCAUGAUUUUGUUCGGAAUGAUCUUCAGCAACUUCUUCAGCUGUAAGCUGAGCUCCCUGCUGACCAAGCAUCCCCUGCAACCUCAGGUGGAUAGCUUCGAGCAAUUGCAAAAAAGUGGUCUGACCGUAAUUGGAGAUAGAUCCGUGCAACCCUUCAUCGAGAGUGAGGUUGAUGAAGAGUUCAUCAGGCAAUAUUUACCAAAAUUGGAAUAUCGGGACGCUAUGGAGCGGGUUCUAUUGAUGAUGUCGGCGAACGAUAGUCUCGCCUUUAUAGUUUUUAUAGAGUUCUGGAGAGUAUUCGAUACUUCUCAGCAGAGUACUGGACGGAAGACCUUAUGCGAGUCAAAGCACCUAUCAAUCAUGCAGAACCUACCGAGGAUGCCAGAAUUUGUUCCUUUAUCCCUCAAAAAUUUUAAAUGGCUUUUCUGGAUCCUUGGCUGUGGCUACGGAUUGGCCACUUUGGUCUUUCUUGUGGAAGUCUAUAUGGGAAAUAGGAAGAGAAAGGUUGAAAGUAAGGUACCUGUUCCUUCAGGAGACCAGGAGAUCGCCACGGUCUAA
Messenger RNA from Drosophila miranda, 1683 nucleotides. RefSeq lists its product as uncharacterized. Bases 1 to 1683 code for a protein of 560 amino acids. The transcript is spliced from 2 exons. The record is from RefSeq and is a predicted model, not a curated record. Lineage: Eukaryota; Metazoa; Arthropoda; Insecta; Diptera; Drosophilidae.